CGCGCUCUCCAACUCGGCGGCCAUCCGGGCCGAGAUCCAGCGCUUCGAGUCCGUGCAUCCCAAUAUCUACGCCAUCUACGACCUGAUCGAGCGCAUCGAGGAUUUGGCGCUGCAGAACCAGAUCCGGGAGCACGUCAUCUCCAUCGAGGACUCGUUUGUGAACAGCCAGGAGUGGACGCUGAGCCGCUCUGUGCCAGAGCUUAAAGUGGGCAUAGUGGGGAACCUGUCAAGUGGGAAGUCAGCCCUGGUUCACCGCUACCUGACAGGGACCUAUGUCCAGGAGGAGUCCCCUGAAGGGGGGCGGUUUAAGAAGGAGAUUGUGGUGGAUGGCCAGAGUUACCUGCUACUGAUCCGAGAUGAAGGAGGCCCCCCUGAGCUCCAGUUUGCUGCCUGGGUGGAUGCAGUGGUGUUUGUGUUCAGCCUGGAGGAUGAAAUCAGCUUCCAGACGGUGUACAACUACUUCCUGCGGCUCUGCAGCUUCCGCAAUGCCAGCGAGGUGCCCAUGGUGCUAGUGGGCACGCAGGAUGCUAUCAGUGCUGCGAACCCCCGGGUCAUCGAUGACAGCAGGGCCCGCAAGCUCUCCACAGACUUGAAGCGCUGCACCUACUACGAGACGUGCGCGACCUACGGGCUCAACGUGGAGCGCGUCUUCCAGGACGUGGCCCAGAAGGUAGUGGCCUUGCGGAAGAAGCAGCAGCUGGCCAUCGGGCCCUGCAAGUCACUGCCCAACUCACCCAGCCACUCCGCAGUGUCCGCCGCCUCCAUCCCGGCCGUGCACAUCAACCAGGCCACGAACGGGGGCAGCAGCGCCUUCAGCGACUACUCGUCCUCAGUCCCCUCCACCCCCAGCAUCAGCCAGCGGGAGCUGCGCAUCGAGACCAUCGCCGCCUCCUCCACCCCCACACCCAUCCGCAAGCAGUCCAAGCGGCGCUCCAACAUCUUCACGCUAAUGAACCGGCGGCCGGAAGGCUGUUUGCCCAAGGCGACACAGAGGGUUAGCUGGCCGAGCUAGAAUCAGAGCCCAGGCCUCCUCGUCCGCCUUCCGGCUCUUUUUGCGUUACCCCACUGCCGAGGGGAAAAUUCAUGCUUUCCACCCACCGCUGUGAUUGGUUUAACAAAGGCUUAGCCAUCUUUUCCUGGGCUUCACCACGCUGCCUCGUUCCUCCCUCUCAGUCUCGAAAGGGUGCUGACCCGGACCGGGAGAAGAAGGCUGCAGAGUGCAAGGUGGACAGUAUCGGGAGCGGCCGGGCCAUCCCCAUUAAGCAGGGGAUCCUGCUGAAGCGGAGCGGCAAGUCGCUGAACAAGGAGUGGAAGAAGAAGUAUGUGACCCUCUGUGACAACGGGCUGCUCACCUACCACCCUAGUCUGCACGAUUACAUGCAGAACAUCCACGGCAAAGAGAUUGACCUGCUGCGGACAACGGUGAAAGUGCCAGGGAAGCGCCUGCCCCGAGCCACACCUGCCACCGCCCCAGGCACCAGCCCCCGUGCCAAUGGGCUGUCCAUGGAGCGAAGUAACACACAGCUGGGUGGGGGCACAGGUGCCCCCCACUCGGCCAGCAGCGCAUCCCUGCACUCCGAGCGUCCCCUCAGCAGCUCGGUCUGGGCUGGCCCGCGCCCCGAGGGGCUGCACCAGCGCUCCUGCUCCGUUUCCAGCGCCGACCAGUGGAGUGAGGCCACUGCCCUGCCCCCAGGCAUACAGCACCCUGCCAGUGGCCCAGCUGAGGUGCUCAGUUCCAGCCCCAAGCUGGAGCCUCCCCCAUCUCCCCACUCCAACCGGAAGAAGCACCGGCGGAAAAAGAGCACCGGGACCCCCCGACCAGACGGCCCCAGCAGUGCUGCUGAAGACGCAGAGGAAUCAUUUGAGUUUGUGGUGGUGUCCCUCACUGGGCAGACGUGGCACUUCGAGGCCUCGACGGCAGAGGAGCGGGAGCUGUGGGUACAGAGCGUGCAGGCCCAGAUCCUCGCCAGCCUGCAGGGCUGCCGCAGCGCCAAGGACAAGACUCGACUGGGGAACCAGAAUGCAGCUCUGGCUGUGCAGGCUGUCCGCACCGUCCGUGGCAACAGCUUCUGUAUUGACUGCGAUGCACCCAAUCCAGACUGGGCCAGCCUGAAUCUGGGCGCCCUGAUGUGCAUUGAGUGCUCAGGCAUCCACCGACAUCUGGGGGCGCACCUAUCCCGGGUCCGUUCCCUCGACCUCGACGACUGGCCACCUGAGCUGCUGGCUGUUAUGACUGCGAUGGGCAAUGCCCUUGCCAACAGUGUCUGGGAGGGGGCCCUGGAUGGCUACGCAAAGCCAGGACCUGAAGCCUGCAGAGAGGAGAAGGAGCGCUGGAUACGGGCCAAGUAUGAGCAGAAGCUCUUCCUGGCCCCGCUGCCGAGCUCAGACGUGCCACUGGGGCAGCAGCUGCUCCGGGCCGUGGUGGAGGAUGACCUGCGGCUGCUGGUGAUGCUUCUAGCACACGGGUCCAAGGAGGAGGUGAACGAGACCUAUGGGGACGGCGAUGGGCGGACAGCUCUGCAUCUCUCCAGUGCCAUGGCCAACGUCGUCUUCACGCAGCUGCUCAUCUGGUAUGGGGUGGACGUGAGGAGCCGGGACGCCCGGGGCCUGACUCCACUGGCCUAUGCUCGCCGGGCCGGCAGCCAGGAGUGUGCAGACAUCUUGAUCCAGCAUGGCUGCCCUGGGGAGGGCUGUGGCUUAGCACCUACCCCCAACAGAGAGCCUGCCAAUGGCACCAACCCCUCUGCUGAACUGCACCGCAGUCCUAGCCUUCUGUAAGGCCCAGGAAGAGGGCAGAGGGGCUAAAAGGACUCCGUGGCCUGAGGACCCUCCUCCCUGGGAAACAGACAGAGAUGGAGAAGGAGGGACAUGCAGAGAGGACAGAAGAGUGGAAAUUAGGGAGGAGUGUCAAAGGGGUCCGAGGAGAGUUUGGGGAUUUGACCUGCAGCAGAGAGAGGCGGUGAGGUAUUUAGCCCUCUGCUCUAGGGUGCCAUUGAAAAGGGACAGGACCCUUUGGAGGUGCCUGUGAGGAGAGGGGAGCAGGACCUCUCCCUCCUCCAUCCCUACCUCCUGGUGCCAGCCCCCCACAAACCUUCAUCCUAAAAUGGAGGAGGACAGGGCACAGGUUGGGGGUGCUGGGUGAGAGAGACAAGGUGUGAUCUGUGAGUCCCAUGUAAACUUUGUACAUUGAAUAUUUAUGUUUGUGUACAUAUUUGGUGUGUGUGUAUGAUGAGCCAAUAAACCAGACUGUGUGUGUGGCCUUGUUUUCCCCUUUCA
Molecule: messenger RNA, 3276 nt
Organism: Carlito syrichta (Philippine tarsier)
Lineage: Eukaryota; Metazoa; Chordata; Mammalia; Primates; Tarsiidae
Gene: AGAP3
Product: ArfGAP with GTPase domain, ankyrin repeat and PH domain 3
Exons: 19
Coding region: 1084-2778 (564 amino acids)
Biological process (GO): proteasome-mediated ubiquitin-dependent protein catabolic process
Cellular component (GO): nucleus
Molecular function (GO): GTPase activity; GTP binding; GTPase activator activity
Source: RefSeq, a predicted model, not a curated record